AUGGCUCCAUCACUGCCAAAACUCACGCCCGAGCAGAUACGAGCUCUUGAUCCGAAUGAGCCUCCCGUGAUUGAAGUAUUAAAUCAAGGACAGAGUUUCUUCUCGAAUAUGAAAGUACAUUAUUGUGAUGUACAUCCGGUAAAGUCUUGGGUGGUUUUUGCGGAUAAGAGAGGAUCCGUCUAUUUGUUUGAUUACAUUCAAAAUGAUUUGUUACAUACCUUCUCGUUGAAUUCAAUGUUUGAGAGUAAGAAGGAGGAAACGAAUUUAUAUCGGACUCUUGAUAAGAAUUUUAAAAACGUACAACUUCCGUAUUGGUAUGAUGAGGAAUUAUUUACAAAGAAUGAAAAGUUUGGAGAUUUGAAAUCAGUGAGAUUCUAUGAUGAGCAUGUUCAAUAUUGGAAGCUCAGACAAUUAAAUUCCAUGAUGGGAUCUGACUCGAAUCAACAACAGCAAGUACAGAUACCGACAUCAGCCCGAACUAUUGAUGAUGACGAGGAUAGAUCCAGAAUGGUCGGAGUGAAUGGAAAUGUUAUUGGUGGAAAUUUAGUCAAUGAUAGACCUCCAAAGUGUUUGGUUCUUCAAACAGAUUCUAGAAUCAUCAUGUUGAGAUAUGAUGAAGUGAGCUCAUUGCUCUUCUUUUUUGAUGACGUCAAAUCGAGUCAGUUAGACAACAAGACCAUUACAUGCUUUGACUUUUUAUACAGGCAACCUGUUAUGGCAAUAGGAUGCAGCGAUGGAUCUGUGAGAUUCUGGGAUUUUCAACAACGUAGAGUGCUCAACAAGGUGAUUAACGCUCAUCCAAAAAGUGUGUCACACAUUUUAACUGUACCCAAAGAGGAUCCUUUCAGCAAGUACCCUGGACUUGUGACUUGCUCUACCGAUGGACAUUUAUCACUGUGGAACUUAGACACUGAUAAAGCUGAAUACACAGAACAAAAAUGCCAGCAGGGCAUUUCAAGUAUAAUUCUAGAUCCUCAUACUGGAUAUUUAAUAACUGCUGGAAAUGACAAGACAAUUGCAUUGAGAGGAGUCAAUUCUGGUAAGAUUAUCAAGCAAACCAAAACCAAAGUACCAAUGAAACACUUGGCCAUGGUCACAACAUGCAAUUGUAAUCCCUCGUGGCUUCUAAUGUUAGAAAAUAAGAAACAAAAGAGAAGUCUUUUCAGAAUGUCAGCCACUUUGAAUACAGACCCAGUCAUUUUUGACAAGUCCAUUGUGGAUGUAGAAUCUCUCGCACCCUCUCAUCACAAGGAUGCUAAAUUCUAUACCAUCCAUCAACAUCCUCUGAAUCAUGAUGUCAUUUUCUUGGGAACCAGCUUUGGAUUGUUAAUGACAAAGAUGGAUUACAAUAGAAAACCACCAGUCUGUUCGGGAUUUUUCAGACCAGAAUUAUUUAGUGCACCUCUCAUUGAACAAACUUCUCCACCGUUGGACCCAUCUCUUUUUAACAUUGAGGUUCCUGAAGACAAAAGGAAAUUUGUCUUGUAUGUGAGAGAAAAAACAAUCUAUCAGAGAUUUAUUGAAACCAAUUCUGAUGGAAAGAAGGAUCUCUCAAAUGAAAAGCCUGUACAUAACUUGGGAAAAUUGGCAAACGUUAAAUUGGAUGUCAGUUAUAGCGGAAGAUAUGUUUCUGCAUUAAUAGAAAGUGAAAGAGAAUAUUUCAUUUUUGACAUUUUUGCCAAGGAUACCUGGAAAAUUGUUGCAUCAGAGAGAGACUGCUCACACAUUGUUUGGAGUUCUUCCAGUGACACUUUUGCCAUACUUAAAGGUGGAUUUACCACGAAAAAAGUCUCGAUCAAGAGGAUUGAAAACACAAGUGUGAAACUUGUUCAUGAAAGCAUCCCAACAUUUGGUGGUAGCAUUGAUGAAAUUUUCGGUGGCUUAUUAUUAGGUGUACGAUAUACAAAUUAUGCUGAUGAGAAUGGUUACCAAUUGUUCACAUGGGAAGGCUCCGAUGCUUUUGGGCAAGAGGUAUCUGAACCCUAUUUACCAAAACCUUCAUUUGUUGCUUGGGAUUCACUUUCUGGAAAGUGUUUAAUGGCCUAUCCAGACUCAUACUCUAUCUUUGCAUGUAAACCAACAUUCAAAAUGGAAUACUACGUUGAAGAAAAAAUUCAAAACGCUUUUUGGUGGAACUCGACAUUAUUUGUAAACACAGAGCACGAUAUUAAGGCAGUAUUCGUCACUAGUGGAAAAAUAUUUUCUACUGUGUUAGCGAGUCUAGAUGUUGCCAUUUAUUCACAAAUUUCGCAAAAAACACCUCUUGACGAGCAAAGUAGUUUGGAUCCAAUACCAUUACCAAAACCCAAAGGUGUUAUUUCUUUUAUGGAUGUUGUUGGAGAUAAUCUCUAUGUAUUGGACUAUUUAUCACAAAUUUACAAUAUUAACAACAUUGCCAUUACUCCAAGCAUCAAAUUUAGAAUGUUGGUUGCAGCUGGUUUAACAAAGAAGGCUAUGGAAUGGAUUCCAUUUAUUGCUCAAGAAAUACACGACUAUUUGGCUGACUUUUUAUGUGCUUUUGGAUACACACGAGAGGCUUGUUCCAUUGAUUCUUUAUCCUCCUACAAGAGAUUAUUACUUUGUUAUGAACAUGGUCAUAUUAAGUAUGGAUUAGAUGCCCUGACCUAUUUGGAUGAGCACAGAUACUUCUUUAAAACAGAUAAUAUUCAUUCGUCUAGCAAGACACAAGAAGAUGAUAUUGACCUUGCUCGAUUAUUUGUGAGACUUGGAUCAGUAGGAGAAAAGAGAUUGGAUACCUACGCAACCACCACUCCUCAUUACAACAAUCAUUUAUUACGACCUGCUACAACAGAAGAAGAAAUUGCAACAUCCAAUCAACAAGAUGAUCAAGAUCAUGAAUUGACACGUCAAGAAGCUCUAAAUAUUAUUGAACAGAGUUACCGUAGGGCCUCAGUACUCGAUCCAAGCACCUUUUCACAUCUCAUCAUAUUUUGCUCGAAAUACUUCCCUGAAAAGUUAGAUGAUAUUCGAAAUGACAUGACCUCCAAGAUGGAAUCAGCUUCAGAGGAUGAACAGGCUGUGUACAGACAAUCACUUACGAUGCUUGCGCUUGUCACCAAAGACUUUGGAAUGGCCACAGCGUUGUUUGAACAGUCCAACAAGUUUAGCCAGGCUGCCACUUUGGACAACUCUCUGGUUCACAAAUGGUCAGAAUAUUUGAAUGCCAAGCCUAAUGCUUUGCCUGUGGGUAUUCUCCAAUAA
This is a messenger RNA of Naegleria lovaniensis, 3222 nucleotides long. RefSeq lists its product as uncharacterized. The transcript is spliced from 3 exons. The record is from RefSeq and is a predicted model, not a curated record. Lineage: Eukaryota; Heterolobosea; Eutetramitea; Acrasida; Naegleriidae. Gene Ontology annotation, molecular function: protein binding. The coding region runs from base 1 to 3222 and encodes 1073 amino acids.